AUGACCAAGGUUAAAGUGCUCGUUAUUCAUGUUGAAGAGAAUAAUCUUUCAGCUGUCAUUGAAAAAGUGGAAAAACUAAAUGCCAAGUCAGGCCCAUUCGAUUGUGCCAUCCUGCUGGGUAAUAUAGGUUCCAAAUUGGAUUCUAUAAAGAUUACUGCAAAACUUCCACCAAUUUUUGUACCUGGUAAUGACGAUUCUAACAUAGAAGGUUUAGUGAUAUUGAAAAAUGGUAUUUAUAAAUCGGCAAGCAAACUAAAGAUUGGUUAUUUUACAGGAAGUAAUGAAGAAGAAUUGUCUAAAUUCAAUGAUCCUGUAGAUAUUCUUAUAACCCCUGAAUGUAGUGUUGCCAUUGGUAAGGAACAUUUAAAGACACCAGGGAAUAGUCAAGUUGAUGAAGUCGUGAAAUUAUCCCAUCCCAAAUACCAUUUUACAUAUACCGAUCCUAACAGUUUCGUGGAAUUAGAACCAUUCUUUUGGCAAGAAGAUCAAAAAGUGACCAGGUUUAUUAACCUGGCAGCAUAUGGAUCCAAAAAUAAGUGGGCUUAUGCCUUUAAUAUUGAUACCGAUGUUGAUGUACCUCUUCCAAGUGAACUUAUGAAUAAUCCCUACAUCUCGAACCAGUCCACAAGGAAGCAUCCUCGCGAAAGUGCUCAGUUGGGCGAGGAACCUCAGAAGAAGAAACCUACAGGUGAGGUAAAGAAAGUACUACCGGUAACUUGCCAUUUCUGUUUUACGAAUCCAGAUAUCGAGGACCACAUGGUAAUUUCCAUUGCAAGUAAAUCUUACGUUACUACUGCUAAAGGCCCUCUAAGUAUACCGAGAGGUGAUAUGGAUUUUUCGGGCCAUUGUCUUAUUAUACCAAUUGAACAUGUACCCAAACUGAAUAGAGAGGAUAAGGAUUUCUUUCAAAAUGAACUACGACAAGAAUUAUUAAGAUACGAAAAUAGCAUUACCCAGAUGAAUUUCAAGAAAUUCGAUAUGUCUACAGUGGUUUUCGAGAUACAUUCAGACAAUAUGGUUCAUUUUCACAAACAAGUAGUCCCAAUUCCCAAAUUCCUCACAAUGAAGUUUCCUGGUGCUUUAGAUAGACAAGUUCACAUCAAUAAUGAGAAAUUUGGUCGUAAUAGGAACAUAGAAUUCGAAUUUUUCGAGUCUCCUGAAGAUCCAAAAUAUAAGGAAAUUGUCAACGAUCCCAAGAGUAAUUAUAUGAUGUUUUCCAUCUACGAGACUCCAGAAGCACCACCUCGAGUAUACUUGGGAAAGUUCGAUGCAAACGAUAGAAUUGAUCUCCAAUUUGGCAGAAGGACUUUAGCGUUUUUACUACACCUACCAAACAGAGUCAACUGGAGAUCUCCUGCAUGUUUACAAAGUAAAGAACAGGAAGAAGCUGAAGUAAGCAGAUUCCAAAAAGCCUACGGAGACUACGAUAUUGCUGGAGCAACCGAUUAA
Molecule: messenger RNA, 1449 nt
Organism: Zygosaccharomyces rouxii
Lineage: Eukaryota; Fungi; Ascomycota; Saccharomycetes; Saccharomycetales; Saccharomycetaceae
Gene: DRN1
Product: Drn1p
Exons: 2
Coding region: 1-1449 (482 amino acids)
Biological process (GO): mRNA splicing, via spliceosome
Cellular component (GO): post-mRNA release spliceosomal complex
Molecular function (GO): RNA lariat debranching enzyme activator activity
Source: RefSeq, a predicted model, not a curated record